This is a messenger RNA of Clarias gariepinus (North African catfish), 896 nucleotides long. RefSeq names its product chymotrypsin A-like. Gene Ontology annotation, biological process: proteolysis. Bases 28 to 819 code for a protein of 263 amino acids. Lineage: Eukaryota; Metazoa; Chordata; Actinopteri; Siluriformes; Clariidae. The transcript is spliced from 7 exons. The record is from RefSeq and is a predicted model, not a curated record. Gene Ontology annotation, molecular function: serine-type endopeptidase activity.
UCCAUCCAGCUACAGCAGUGUAAAGUCAUGGCUUUUCUGUGGAUCCUCUCUUGCCUCGCCUUUAUUGGCGCAACAUAUGGUUGUGGUGUCCCUGCCAUUACUCCUGUAAUUACUGGAUAUUCCAGGAUUGUCAAUGGUGAGCAGGCUGUGCCCCACUCAUGGCCCUGGCAAGUGUCUCUGCAGGACAGUACUCGCUUCCACUUCUGUGGUGGUUCUCUGGUCAAUGAGUACUGGGUGGUGACAGCUGCUCACUGCAAUGUCAGAACUUCUCACCUUGUGGUCCUUGGAGAGCAUGACCGCUCCUCUAAUGCAGAGAACAUCCAGGUCUUGAAAGUUGCAAAGUCCAUCAGGCACCCCAAUUACGAUUCAUAUAAAAUCAACAAUGAUGUUACCUUGAUCAAACUGGCCACUCCUGCCCAGCUCAGCGCCCGCGUGUCCCCUGUGUGUUUGGCUGCUACCAGUGACAACUUCCAAGGUGGCAUGAAGUGUGUCACAAGCGGCUGGGGCUUGACCAGAUACAAUGCUGCAAACACCCCUGCACUUCUGCAGCAGGCUGCUCUGCCUCUGCUGACUAACACCAAUUGCCAGUCUUACUGGGGGAAUCAAAUUACUGACCUGAUGAUCUGCGCUGGAGCCUCUGGCGCUUCAUCCUGCAUGGGUGACUCUGGUGGCCCCCUGGUGUGCCAGAAAUCUGGAGUUUGGACCUUGGUUGGUAUUGUCUCCUGGGGCAGUGGCACCUGCAGCACUUCCAUGCCUGGAGUGUACGCUCGGGUCACUAUGCUUCGCUCUUGGAUUGAUCAGACCAUCGCCUCCAACUAAAGCCUUUGCAGCCAUGAUGUUUUGACAAAUUCUCUGACAUCUUCAUAAAUAAAAAUCGCAACAAGGCAAACCAUGAA